AUGGAUAUCGAGGAGAGGCUCAAAGCUCUGCGCAACAAGGCACCCUCGCUCCACUUCUACUCGCACCUCGCCAAGGGCCUCGCGACGACGGCACUCACGCACUCGAGCUUGAGCGCGACCCACAACAACACCGAGCUGGCGCGGCUUGGAGAAGCGGUCUCUCGCGCCGUCGCCACCAAGGCGCUGUACCUCGCUCCCGGCCCGCACACGGGCAGCGAGUACAACUCGCUCGCGCUCGCCUUCUCGACCAAGGCCCUGUCGCCCAUCGCGCGCGACAUCGAGCUCGACAAGGUCCUGCGGGUCGGGCGAGGCACGUCCCACGUGUCGGACGAGAUGGUGUCGAGGGCCCUCGUCGCACUCCUCGGCGCACUCGAACUCGCGAGCGGACCCGACGCGCUCCUCACGGCGCUCAAGGAGCUCGGCAUCCUCAAGCUGCCCGAGGCGAGGGACGACCUGAGCGACGGCGUGCACCGCUUCUCGGUCGACGGAGGCGAGGUCAGGGUCGAGCCGCUCUGA
Rhodotorula graminis WP1 is the source of this 516-nucleotide messenger RNA. RefSeq lists its product as uncharacterized. The transcript has 5 exons. Gene Ontology annotation, molecular function: ribonuclease III activity. The record is from RefSeq and is a predicted model, not a curated record. Gene Ontology annotation, biological process: RNA processing. Bases 1 to 516 code for a protein of 171 amino acids. Lineage: Eukaryota; Fungi; Basidiomycota; Microbotryomycetes; Sporidiobolales; Sporidiobolaceae.